This is a messenger RNA of Eutrema salsugineum, 1053 nucleotides long. RefSeq names its product clathrin light chain 3. The coding region runs from base 87 to 842 and encodes 251 amino acids. The record is from RefSeq and is a predicted model, not a curated record. Lineage: Eukaryota; Viridiplantae; Streptophyta; Magnoliopsida; Brassicales; Brassicaceae. The transcript has 3 exons. Gene Ontology annotation, cellular component: clathrin coat of coated pit; clathrin coat of trans-Golgi network vesicle; plasma membrane. Gene Ontology annotation, molecular function: structural molecule activity; clathrin heavy chain binding. Gene Ontology annotation, biological process: clathrin coat assembly; intracellular protein transport; clathrin-dependent endocytosis.
CUUUCCAAGAAGAACUUCGUCGUUACGAAAUCCAGUGUGUUCACAAGCAGAGCAAGGAGACUUUUUUGGAGAAAACAGAACUUAAGAUGAGCAACGACGAUUCACGACUCGGUGACUCGACUCGUUCGACGGAAGAAGAUGGCCACGACGGUGGAAACCACACGCCUUACGAGUCUCGUUUCCAGUCGCAGCGAUUUGACUCGUCCUUCUCCGAUUUUGACUCCCAACCUGAGAAAGACUCACCAGGCGGCGAUUCGUCUCCUCACUCUAACGAAGGAGAUUUCUCGUCAUCGCAGAAGGAACUACCAGAAAAUCAAUCUCCGCCGUUUGUAAACAGUUCAGAACCUACGAACGGUCCGAUCUUGCCGCCUCCAUCGGUCAUGGAGAAAGAGGAAGGUUUCGCUCUCAGGGAGUGGCGAAGGCUAAACGCUCUGAGAUUGGAAGAGAAGGAGAAGAAGGAGAAAGAAAUGGUUCAGCAGAUUAUAGAAACAGCAGAGCAAUACAAGGCCGAGUUCUAUAGCAAGCGUAGCAUAACUGUUGAAAACAACAAGAAAUCCAACCGCGAGAAAGAGAAGUUGUUUUUGGAGAACCAAGAAAAGUUUUAUGCUGAAGCUGAGAAAAACAAUUGGAAGGCGAUUGCGGAACUCAUUCCUCGUGAAGUACCGGUUUUGGAGAAGAAAGGGAAGAGUAAGAAAGCUUCCAUAACUGUGAUACAAGGACCAAAACCAGGGAAACCCACUGAUCUUUCUCGUAUGCGUCAAGUGCUUACGAGACUCAAGCACAAUCCACCUUCUCAUAUGAAGCCUAAGUUGCCUACGCCACCUUCUCAAGUUGAUCCGUGAGUCCAAACGGGUCCGCAGGUUCAAAGAAGCUGUAGUUUGUUUCUGUGACAAGUUAACUUCUUCUUUAUUUUGUGUAAAGCCGUCUGCAAUGUGUUAGCCUCGAAUUUUGCUUCUUUUGGUUACGUUUCUCUGGUCUUAGCAUUCCCACACAGUUUUUAACUUUGAUGUUUAUAUUCAAUAAUCAAUAAUAAGACAGACCAUAAUGUGUGUA